Messenger RNA from Aspergillus piperis CBS 112811, 631 nucleotides. RefSeq names its product SRPBCC domain-containing protein. Lineage: Eukaryota; Fungi; Ascomycota; Eurotiomycetes; Eurotiales; Aspergillaceae. The transcript has 2 exons. The record is from RefSeq and is a predicted model, not a curated record. The coding region runs from base 49 to 537 and encodes 162 amino acids.
GUCAGAACAUAGCGAGCUUUUUUCGGAAAAGAAAAAGCUAUAUAGCCAAUGCAUACCAUCACGACCAGCGUGGAGAUUGCAGCCGCUCCCGAGGUAGUGCGGGACAAGUUCCUGGAUUUCGCAGCUUUGCCCACCUAUUCUCCGUCCGGCUUUAUACAGCACAUCAUCCCGGUCAAUGACAAGCUUCCCGGGCACCUUCAAGCUGGGGACCAAUUGAAAUGUACUGUCAACUACGGCAAGUCGCAAUUCACCCCCACCGUUCGAGCCAAUAGCCCAGACCUCUUCAGCUGGGUGGGCUCGAUCCCCGGAAUUUUUACAGGCGAGCAUCGCUUCAGCUUUGAAUGCGCUCCGACAGACCAGCCUGGCCAAGCGAGCCGAACACGUCUCGUUCACGAAGAGCGAUUCACCGGACUGCUCAGCUUUCUCAUGGGUCAGGGCAUGCUGGCCAACGCUGCGGGGUGGAGAGAUAAUACCCGCCAAGGGUUUGAAUCAUUCAAUCGGGAUUUCAAAGCUUGGGUGGAGACCUCCACGAGAUAACUCAUGGUAAUAGGGCUGGGACAUGAACAGGGACAGAAGGAGCGUUGUGUAGCGGCAUACUCAACUUGAUAAUAGUAAUAUGCUUAUCAAACAU